Messenger RNA from Actinia tenebrosa (Australian red waratah sea anemone), 1720 nucleotides. RefSeq lists its product as uncharacterized. Lineage: Eukaryota; Metazoa; Cnidaria; Anthozoa; Actiniaria; Actiniidae. The record is from RefSeq and is a predicted model, not a curated record.
UUCAUUAAAACACGACUCAACGAAAAUUUAAACCGGCUUUUCUUUCGCCGCAGGAAAACGUUUCUGGAAGUUUGUCUGAAUUCAGUUGUCACAGCUGAAGUUGAUGUAAUAUCCAUAGCCAUUUUCAGGGUUUUAGCUCGUAACUCAAGGGAAUAGUUUGGAGUUCAUGCGUCCAAGAUGAAGCCUUUCAGGGAAAGAUUUAGAAAUCAGUAUCGUUCGAAACGCUUGGAAAAUGAAAACACUUUUGCAGUGAAAUAUCUUGGUUCUGUCACCAAGCUCGCAAAGGACAUAAAAGUUGUGGAAAAUGCUGUAAAUCAACAGACGGACAGAGCUCUGAGUAAGGAGAUAAGUUCUCAGCUUCUUGGGAAGCAUUUUAUAAAUGUCACGGAGAACAGAGUUGCUUUAUUUCCCAAGGGAAAACAAAAGGAAGGACGUGAAAUUUUUUCUAUUCCCAUAGAAAAGAUGUCGUACGGAUUUUUCCCGCCAAAAUGGAAUUACCACAUAUUAGCUUUGAACAGACAUGUGUCGAAAAGRGAAGUCGAAACGUAUGUAGUUUGCUGCAAAUCCAAGGAAAAGAUGCUUGCCAUAAAAGUGGCUUUUUAUUCUACGUUCAAGGGAAGAUAUCUUGCAAGACUACGAAAAGAGAGAAUAGAAAAUAAUGUGCUUUCAAACCAAUACUUUCACUAUCAACAUUACAAUCGAGAAGACAAUGAAAAUCCCCAGAAAAAUAUGCGAAACARACCUCCUGCAUUUACAAGUGGAGUCAUAAAUGAAUACUCUAAGGAAGUAAAGAAUAAAGCUGUAGAAAAAGAAACCGUCGUCGAUAUUCAUCAUCAAGAACAAAGACGAAAACGAGACGAAACAGCGGGAACACAAAAUAACUUUGUUAAAGUAUCAGAACGUCCAACCUCUAAGAUGGCGUCAGGUGCUUACAAAGAUCAGUCGCCGAAACAAGAGCGGCGUUUAAAAAGUUCUAGGUGUUAAAUUAAAUUGAUAGCCAUAAUGUUCCUGCUAUGUUUAUUACCCAUUGAUAUGUAUGCUAUAGAUAGGGUCCAAUUGAUGAUUCGCAAAAUGCAACUAGUUUUCAGAGCUUGAAACCUUUGUCGACUAUCAGGUCAUAGAACUGAGUAAAUUCUGUAAUUAAAAUCGUUAACGAGGAAAAAUAUUUACCAAAAAAAACGCCAUUAAACUUCUAUAUAUGAACACAUAUAUCAUUCGCCGCAAAUAACGGAAAUAAUCUAUAUUGUGUCUUUUAGAUGGCCAGAUAGCUUAGUCAUAAGCUUAUUGAUAAYUCUAUCUACCUCUCUCGGCAUUCUCUCUCUUAUUUAACCGUGACGUUUGCAAUAAUUCCCAACAUAAUGAAAAAACGAGGUCUUGGAACGGCCGCCAUAGUGGAGAAAAUCUCCCGUUCUAUUCUUCCAAGAUGGCGGCUAUGACAUCACAUAAAACCCAACCAGUCCAUCGUGGACUUAAAAGCCGACUGUGAAGAAUGGGCUAUCARUAUACAUUUGAUCUGUGUAAUAGUUCCAAACAUAUCUUCGCCUCAACAGUCUAUCCGGCGAUUGACGUCAUUUGCAGCUUWCAUUUAGAGUAUAUUUGGUUUAGUCCACAGACGACUAAUCUUUAUAUAUGGAAGGGAGUGCUGCAACGCAGUUCGUAUUUCAAAUAAACAUACCUGAUUUUAUUAAAAUGUAUGAGUAAAAAACCCUAAUUCUAUAAA